AUGGCUGGAAGUCGGAGGGUGCUGGCGCUGAUGUGCGGUGCGCUGUACGUGGCAGCGGACGCAGUGGCUGCCCAAGUAAUUACGGGAGAUGUCGACGACUCGCUGCUGCUGGUUGUUGGGGACGUGACGUCCUCGUCGGCGCGCGUCCUGUAUGACCAAGUGCCUUCAUCCGCCUCGAAGCUGCAAGUGCGAGUGCACCAGACCAUGGCUCGGACGCAGGAAGACCUAGCAGGCUCUGCAAUAGGCCAGACGCUGGACUUUACACUUUCCGGGUCAACAGAGCAGCCUCGGGUUGUGGGGCUGGAGAAUCUGGAGCCCGGACGGAGAUAUGUCGUGCAGUUCGAAGUGGACGAGCCGAGAGAGACGGCGACCGUCAUGUUCCACACGGCGCGAGAGGAGCAGGGAGAUAAAUGCACGGACCGGGUACUUGUUGUGUCCUGCGACCGCUAUGUGGACGACCACGACGAUGUACUGAUGCAGAGGCUGGCGAGUGACGUUGAAGCCCACGACUAUGCUUUGGACUCGCCGUCGGUGCACUUCGGAAUGGCUCAUUUAGGUGACCAGAUAUAUGCGGACGCUGGAGAGUUGAGUAUUAAGGUGGUUGCGCUCCCUUUGAAGGAAAUGGAGGACAAGAAGUUUCGCCGGGCGAGAUUUGAGGAAAUUUUGAAUGAGUUUCGAGGGCUUUACAGGGAAACCUUCGGGAGGAAGGCGGCGCAACGCGUGCUGCGUAUUGGAGCGCAUUGGAUGAUCCCCGACGACCAUGAAAUCAUCAACAACUUCAACUUCGAGCUUGUUCAAAAAGCCUUCCAAGGUGCUAAAAAUUCUCUAUUGAGUGAAGAGGAGCGUGAGCGGUUUGUGGCACUCCAGCUGCAUUGCCGAGCUGGCCUGCAAGCCUAUUACGAGUUCCAGUAUCAGUUGUACCGUGAAUUUCCUUGGGGCAGCGUGGAUUUCCUCGAAGAUGCGCUUGGUGAGAUCCUUCGGGCUUACCCUGUGUACUUUGCAGUGGAAAUGCAGCAAGUUAAACUACUUUUCCUGGAUGUGCGCUUCGAGCGCAGCUUCUUCGAGGAGGAAGAGGACUUACCCAAGCUUUUGCAAACGUGGAGUCAAGACGAUCGAAGUGCAGCGGUUGUGUUUGCCAGCAUGCCGCUGUUUUUCCAGUCGGUGUUUUCUGCAGCGAUCGCUCACGUUGUCGAGCACGAGACGUAUCCUGGCAUGGCAGAGCAGAGAACUGGGCUAGAAGAUCUCUUUCGCAUUUUCCAAGGAUACAACCAACGACGACUUGAUUCAAAUGAAGAGGUGUCGCCGCUGCUUACGCCAGUAUUCGAGACUGCGUACUCAUGGGCUCGUUCACCUUGGUGUAUUGAGUAUGAGCGUGUGUUCCUCGGACGAAAUUACGGGUAA
Messenger RNA from Phytophthora sojae, 1401 nucleotides. RefSeq lists its product as hypothetical. The transcript is spliced from 4 exons. Lineage: Eukaryota; Oomycota; Peronosporomycetes; Peronosporales; Peronosporaceae. The record is from RefSeq and is a predicted model, not a curated record. Bases 1 to 1401 code for a protein of 466 amino acids.